This is a messenger RNA of Loa loa (African eye worm), 1749 nucleotides long. Its product is annotated as ubiquitin carboxyl-terminal hydrolase. The transcript has 11 exons. Gene Ontology annotation, biological process: regulation of proteasomal protein catabolic process; proteasome-mediated ubiquitin-dependent protein catabolic process; protein deubiquitination. Lineage: Eukaryota; Metazoa; Nematoda; Chromadorea; Rhabditida; Onchocercidae. Bases 15 to 1478 code for a protein of 487 amino acids. The record is from RefSeq and is a predicted model, not a curated record. Gene Ontology annotation, molecular function: protein binding; proteasome binding; cysteine-type deubiquitinase activity.
UUUAAGAUAAAGCAAUGGUACGAGUAUUCGUGAAAUGGGGGAAAGAACGAUUCGAAUUGGAUGCAAAUGUGGACGACUCACCGCUUCAACUAAAAUCACAAUUAUUUUCAUUAACAGGUGUAAAUCCCGACCGACAAAAAGUACUCGUUAAAGGUAAAAUUCUUGGUGAUAACAGCUGGGAUGGCUGUGAGUUAAAAGACGGUAUGAUGAUGAUGAUGAUUGGUAGUGGUGGCGUGGUUCCAUCACCACCACCAGUUAGCCGUCCAGAGGAAAAUUCUAACGGUAUGGAAGCUGAGACAUCAAAUUCAAUCGUCCUGCCAGCAGGUUUGAAGAAUCUAGGCAACACAUGUUACCUGAAUGCGACUUUGCAGUGUUUCAAGGUAAUACCGGAAUUAAGGGAAGCGCUAAAUAAAUAUUCUGAAUCAGUCCAAAGUGCAUCCGUUGAUAGUGAGGGUGGAUCAAAAGCUCUUACAGCUGCUGUUCGUGAUUUAUAUCGGAUGAUGGACAACCAAAAGUCAAAAAGCUAUGGUGGUGUUAUUCCACUUAUUAUGAUACAGGUAGUGCAUAAUGUCCUUCCACAAUUUGCGGCACGUGACGAGCACGGAUGGAUGCAACAAGAUGCAAACGAAUGUUGGACUGAACUACUUCGAGCUUUUCAGACGCAAUUAAAAUUUACUGAUCACGAAUCAGAUUCAAAGGAUCAUUUGAAAUCCAUAGUUUCGAGAUAUAUGGAAGGUAGGUUCAAGAUUGAAAUGAAGAAUUUGGAAUCCGAUGUUGAACCUGUUAGUGUCACAAAAGAAUCUUUUUUACAGCUAAGUUGUUUCCUUAGCCAAGAAGUCAAGUAUAUGCAACUGGGCAUUAAAAGUAAAUUAACGGAGGAAAUUACCAAAAAAUCAGUAGUGCUUGGUCGUGAUGCUAGAUAUGAAAAGAAGACUUUGAUUGAUCGCCUUCCGGCAUAUCUAUCAAUACAGAUGGUUCGGUUUUUCUAUAAGGAAAAGGAUAAGGUCAAUGCAAAGAUUUUAAAGGACGUUAAAUUCCCUCUUAUUCUCGAUUUGUACGACAUGUGCACUCCUGAAUUACAGAAGGAGCUAUUACCGGCACGUGAUGCCUUCAAAGAGGAGGAGGACAGGAAAAUCGAAAAACUAAGAGCAUCGAAAACUUCUGAUGAGACAAUGGUAACUUCCGGGCUUGAUGAGAGUGAGAAAACCGAAAAAGCCGUUCCCUUUAGUUUCAACGAUGAUCCUGGGUCAAAUAAUAGUGGAUAUUAUGAAUUACAGGGAGUUAUAACACACAAAGGUCGUUCAUCCAGUAGUGGGCAUUAUGUCGCAUGGGUUCGCGUGAAAGGAAAUCAUUGGGCGAUGUGCGACGAUGAGGAAGUACAUCCAGUCAAUACAGAUGAUAUUUUGAAGUUGUCAGGUGGAGGUGAUUGGCAUUGUGCAUACGUAUUACUUUAUGGUCCAAGAAUAUUGAAGAAAUGAAGUUUGUGUUGUUUUUGAGUUUUGAUUGCAUUUGUCAAUCAUACAUAAUAGGCAACGACAUCACAGGAUACUUUAUUAUUUGAUUUUAUACGUAAUACAUUAUGUGUGAAAAUACACGACAUAUAUGAACGUUUGUUGGACAGUCAGCGUUGUGUUGUUCAUUUUGUCAUUUCAUUCCGUGUUUUGUUAAAGUGCAUUUAAAAAGGGUUAAUGGUAAAAACGCUAGCUAAAUUUAUGGGAAUAUUUGUGUGCGAUCUGGAAGCUAUUACCC